CCCCGCCUACAAAAUUCAGCUGACAUGCAACCCAAAGCCAUCAAAACAUGCAUUUUCUCCUCCAACUCUUAAUCCCCUCCAAACCCAAACCAUUAACAAACCCUCUCCUCCUCAAAUCCCUCACAACCUCAACACUCCCUCAAACCCCAUCAUCGUCGUCAUCAUCCCCCAUUCUCAAUCGCCAACCCAACCCCCUCUUCUUCCCCUACAAGACCCUCUUCUUCCACCUCAAGUCAUCUCCCGACCUCCAAGAAACCAGAAAGCUGCAUGCCCUUGUCAUAGCCCAUGGCCACCUCCACCAAAACUUCAGCCCGGUCUUAGGAUCUCAACUUGUGCACACCUACAUUUGCCUCAACAGUCUCCAAGAAGCCCUUUUGGUCUUUCACCAUUUGCCCAUAAAGAACUCCUUUGCAUGGAAUUCAGUCCUCAAGGGUCUUGUCGAUGUGGGUCACUUCUGUGAUGCACUGCGUUUGUAUCAUAGCAUGAUGAGUGAAGGGCUUGUGGCUGAUAAUUUCACAUACCCGUUAGUCCUUAGAGCCUGUUCUGGCUUGUGUGAUGUUGAACAAGGCGGGAUUGUGGAGAAAUCCAUCGAAUUUGAUCGAAUUCAUCGCGGCUUGGAGCCUAAUGUUUAUACAAAGUGUGCACUUUUGGAUAUGUAUGCGAAAUGCGGUAGAUUGAUGGAAGCUCGGAGGGUGUUUGAUGGAAUGCCGGUAAAAGAUAUGGUCUUGUGGGGAGCGAUAAUUUGUGGAACAAUGCAGAGUGGAGAUUGGAUGGAGGCAAUGAGUUUAUUUAGAAGGAUGAGGUGGGAAGGGUUUAGGCUUGAUUCGGUGAUAGUGGCGAUGGUUAUUCCGGCUUGUGGUAAACUUGGAACCCUAGAAUUGGGUAUGGGUUUGCACUGUUGCGCUAUGAGAAGUGGAUUUGUCGACGAUCUUUAUGUUUCGAAUGCUUUGAUUGAUAUGUAUGCAAAAUGUGGGCAUACUCAUGUAGCUUCUUGUAUUUUUCAGUGUAUGGAGUUCAAGGAUGUGGUCUCUUGGAGUAGUUUAAUUGCGGGAUACUCACAAAAUUGUGAACAUAGAAGGAGCAUAGAUUUGUUCAUGGAGAUGGUAGAAAAUGGAAUGAGUCCAAGCUCAGUUACUCUAGCUAGUGUUCUUCCUAGUUUGGCAGAACUCAAAUUGAUGAAACAAGCAAAAGAGAUUCAUAGUUAUGUGAUAAGGCAUGGGUUCGAGCUGGAUAGUUUUGUCGCAAGUGCACUGUUGGAUCUUUACUGCAAAUGUCAAUCAAUAAAAGAAGCUGAAUUUAUUUUCGAUAUCAUGUUUCGUAGAGACAUUGCUAUAGCCAACUCUAUGAUCACAGGCUAUGCCCUUAGUGGAGAUAUGGAGUCUGCCUUGAGAACAUUACAAAGAAUCAGAAAAAUUGGAUUGAGACCAAAUUCUGUUACAAUUGUGACCGUACUUCCACUCUGCAAUCGCCUUACAAUGCUGAACCACGGGAAGGAACUCCACGGUUAUGUACUGCGAGGUGCUUUAGAUUCUGAAAUUUCUGUAAAUAAUUCAUUAAUUGAUAUGUACUGCAAGUGUGGAUACCUUGAACAUGGAAAGAGAGUUUUCGAGCAGAUGAUUGUUAGAGACAUUAUAACUUAUAACACUGUAAUUGGUGCAUUCGGAAUGCACGGGCUUGGCGACCAAGCAAUCUUAUUCUUCCAACUCAUGAAGGAGGAGAGAGUUCAUCCGGAUAGAGUAACAUUUAUAGCAUUAUUAUCAGCUUGUAGCCAUUCCGGUCUCAUUGAGAAGGGCUUAUACUUCAACGAUUCCAUGAGAAGAGACUAUGGUAUAGUUCCAGAUAUGGAGCAUUACUCCUGUAUGGUUGAUCUCUAUGGCAGAGCUGGGUACUUAGACGAUGCAUGGAAUUUUAUCAAAAAAAUGCCAAUGGAGCCUGGAAUCGAUGUGUUGGGAAGCUUAUUAGGAGCUUGUCGUGUUCGUCAAAGGAUCGAUCUCGCUGAGCUCAUAUCGAACCGAAUUUUUGAGAAGAAACUAGAAGAUCCAGGGUAUUAUGUUCUUAUGUCCAAUAUGUAUGCUGAUGCUAAGAGAUGGGAAGAUGUGAAGAAGGUUAGAGCAGUUGUGAAAGAGAAGGGGUUGAUGAAGAAACCCGGCAUUAGCUGGAUACAAAUUGGAUGGCAUGUUCAUUCAUUCCUUGCACGAGAUAGGUCACACCCACAAUUUGAUAAAAUGUGCCAGAUCAUGGUUGUCUUGAUCCUAGAUAUGAAGGAUGAGGGAUAUGUUCCAGGCAUAAGAUAUUUGUAUAAUUUAGGAGGAGGGGAUGAGGAUAUAGGUGUAACAGAAAUAACACUGUAAUAUUGAUGAUUUUGCCCCACUUCAUAAAGCUAUAAA
Molecule: messenger RNA, 2387 nt
Organism: Asparagus officinalis (garden asparagus)
Lineage: Eukaryota; Viridiplantae; Streptophyta; Magnoliopsida; Asparagales; Asparagaceae
Product: pentatricopeptide repeat-containing protein At3g16610-like
Exons: 1
Coding region: 48-2351 (767 amino acids)
Biological process (GO): RNA modification
Molecular function (GO): protein binding; RNA binding
Source: RefSeq, a predicted model, not a curated record